AUGAGCGUGGAGGAGGGAGGGAAGGCGUCUCUUUCCGAGAAGAGCAAUGGACUCUCCGCCCAAGAGGAACUCCGGCAGCUGCAGGAAAAGACCAACGCAUGGAAGCAGUCGGUUGCCAUUCAACUAGGCGAGGCGGCAAAGAAAAAUAAGCAGCUGCGUGAUGAGCUGAAGGAGGCAGGGAACAACCACGAGAAGGAGAUGUCGGCAUUACGUGUUCAGCUCGACAAGGAGUUUCGUGAGCGGACAAAUUUGAAGGAUGAGGAAAUUAGUAACUUGCAGCGAGAAAUGACACAACUUCGAGAGGAGAAACGGCGUAUGGCGGAGGAGCACAAAAGGGUGUUGGAAGAGACAGCCAUACGUGUGCGUGAAAACAGCCAGAGGGAGAACGUGUCGAAGACAAGGACGGAUUUGGAACAACGUGAGGCGGAGUUACGACAGCUUCGGGAUAUCAUAGAGCAAAAAGAAAGGGCGCUUGCACAGGCAGAACACGAGGCGACAGUGACGAAAACCAGCCUCGAUCGGUUGGGAGAACAAUACAGGGAGUUGUUAAGUAUUAUGACCCAUGACGAGGGUCAAUCAGUUAGAGACGAAGAUGCAUCUGACGGCAGAUCUGCGUCACAGCACAUAGUCAAUUGGAGCGAUGCAGCACAUCGGCAACAGUUGGAGACUGCACGCUCGGAGCUGCGCAGCCUGGAGGAGAGGUGUGCUGAGAAGCUUCGAGAGGCUCAAGGGGUGCACGAAACAGAACUGCAGCGGUUGAUGGAAGACGUCUACCAACGCGAGGAGCAACUCAUGACACUGCAGGCACUCCUGCGACAGGCGCAACAUGAGGCCGAAACGGCAAACCAGCGCAUUACUGCUUCAAGGGCAGAGAAGGAGCGGUCGGAGCAACGCCUUGCUGAGAAGGUGGCGGCACUGAGUAAGGAACUGGCAAAUCGAAUGGAACAGUCUCAGCAGCUCAGCGUUGAGGUGGAACGUCUGCAACGAGAGGUGAGUUCGCAAGAAGCAGUUGUACAUAGUCUGGAGGAGGAGGCUCGCAUCCGGGAGGAGGCAUUCACAUCGUUGACUCUUUCAGAGGACAAUCGUCACCUUGUACAGGGGCUUCAGGAGGCACUGCAGAAGAGCCGUGAAGAGGCUGAACUCUGGCGCAGUAGGUACGAAGAGGUCAUGCAAGAAACGACAAAUAAAUCUGUUUUUGUGCCUUUUGGAGGGGGAGGAGGAGGGGACAGCAGCACAGAUAGAUUUGUGUUAUCUGAAAUUGCGCAACGCGAGGAGGCUUUGGCCACAGAAGCUGCUCGUCUUGAGUCAAAGGCGAGACUUCUGAAAUCUACGGAGGCACGGCUAGAAGAACUCAAAAGGUCAAUUGCCUCACAGGCGAAUUUUAUCCUGCAGCAUCGUGAAAGUGUUGAUGAUGUACACCGGAGGGAUACUGAAAGAAUUGAGAAGGAACGUCGAGGAGGAUCAUUUUUUGCUUCUCAACGACGGUACCUGCAGAUGAUACGGGAACAACAAGGGGACACGUUUUUUUUUCUACUAAGACGUUUAGCAUCGUAUUUUGUUUUUAUGCGGUUGCGUGUGGCCCUACCGCUGUUACUUUUUAUAGUCUGCACUUUUCUCAUUUUUUUUUCAAGUCGACGUUAG
Molecule: messenger RNA, 1641 nt
Organism: Trypanosoma cruzi
Lineage: Eukaryota; Euglenozoa; Kinetoplastea; Trypanosomatida; Trypanosomatidae
Exons: 1
Coding region: 1-1641 (546 amino acids)
Source: RefSeq, a predicted model, not a curated record